GAGUAUAACGCUCUAACAGUCGGAGUUUGUUGUUUUCGUCAUUCUAUUCCGAGCUCGCCAACAGAGUACUUCAGUCGUAUUCAGUAAGCACAAGAUCAACAGAACGUAAAGCAAGGCGCUUAUAUCGAUAAUACCUGGAGGAGAUCUUUAACGAAAAUAAUUAAAAUGGAUGAACUAUUUCGAAAUAGUAACACACAAAAUAUGUUUGCACAAUUGGGAACUCGCGUUGGUAAUGAUUAUGUUCCAUCCAAGAAUUGCUAUAUGAUACUAAUGCAUAUCUACGAAAAAUUGAAUUCAUCAGAAAAAAGUGCAACACAUCUUAGGCAGAUAAUUGGAUUCUCACAACUAUUAAGCAGACACCUCAUACCGAUGUUUAUUGCAGUCAAUAACGACAAUAUAAUUGACAUUUUGUUGAAAAUUCUGGUUAGUCUAAUAUCACCGAUUGAAAGUUUGAUGCUUGUUGAAAAGAAUGGAGAUAAUUCUACAUUACUUAGGCUGAACUGGACGAUGUCGACAAGCAAAGCCGCAUGGGCUGACUUAAAAGCCAUCAAACGAAUCAUGGAUAUUAUAAAGGAACAUAUGAAAAAAUUGUCUAUCUGCCCUAUAGGAUCUACCAACAAUUACAGUAUAUCAAUUAUAAGCGAUUGUUUGCGUUUAAUAAAAAAUAUUCUUCACAUACCCAACGAGCAGUACCAAAAUACAAUAUUGUGGAUGAUUUUUUCAGAACGAUUCGACGAGAUUAUUAUUGCUUUGAUCGCCAACUCUAACCGAGGACAUUGGGCAGUACUAAUCAUCGAACUAAUUGCUCUAAUUUAUAAGAACCAACACGUUGAAGAAAUGUCAAAACAAAUCAUUAAAAUGAACGAAACUAUAAGGUUUGAUAGUUCUGAAGACAAUGAAAGCAAUACGUCAUCAUUAUAUCCAAAAAACGGAAGAAAUUCGUCGCCAGAAAAUUUAUCUGAAUUAUCAAACGAGGACUGUGAUAAUGAUACACAUUUUAAAGUGAAUAAAAUGAAUAAAAUGCGCAAAAGCAAUUUGAUGGAAGGGCAAGACAAGAGUUCCAAAGAAUCUAUAAAACAUAAUUUAAACGUACAUACUGCAAAAGAUGUUAAAAUCGAAAAUACUAUAACUGUAUUUGAAGAACUUUCACUAUUAACUGGGCUCAACUUAAAAAAGGGAGACGACGAAGAAAAAGGUAAUUCUAAAAAUUCGAACACAGAAUCUAGAAGAAAUUCGAUCUCAGAAACUAAGAGAAAUUCGAUCACAAAAGCUAGAAGGAAUUCGUGCACUGAAACUAGAAGAAGUUCGAAUAGAGAAUCUAGAAGAAAUUCGCUUGAACAAAUUAAACUUGAAUUUGAAAUGAAAUCCUAUAAACCCACUUUGGCGAGUGAUAUUUGUAGAAGAAAAGAGAAAUCACGCAAAAAAAAAUACACAAAAAAGAAUCUCAAAACCAAGUUGAAGUUACCAAGUUUUCCAAUACAGUUCGACGUGCCAAAUGAGACAUGCAUGAUAUCAUACUUUCUCCAGAAAUUUACUGUUCGUUUUCUACAAAAUGGAUUCAAUACCUUAGUCGACGAACUUUAUAAUAUACUUACGUCUAAUUCACAGCAACACAUAGACACUUCACUUUAUUUCUGGAUAUUAACAUACUUUUGUAGAUUCUGCAAGUUGAACAGCAUUGAAUUGAAAUUAGUCAGACGAAUCGUAUCUUUCAAACUGAUUUCAUUUAUUGUUCACGAGGGUCUUAAAAUAUCUGAACAAUUAACCAUCGCGAAACUGCAAAAAUCUCCUAAUAUUCAUUUGAAAGUCAGACAUUUGCAUUUGGCCAUCAUGGCCAUUAAAGAGGUAAUAAAAACCAUUGAGUUCUAUCGCCAAACUGCUGUUGAGUCGCCAAUUUACGCAGAUCUGAUAAAGGAUCUUCAGAAUUCAGGCAACAACUCUCCAGAAUCAAUCACUUGGGCAAAAGACCUCAAGUCCUUAUUCACAUUACUAAUACGUUACUAUGACAGUGACAUACAGAUUAUCGAAUACUUGCAUGAUUUAAUAGUUACAAAUCAUAUGGUAUUGUCGUUGUUCGAUACCCUUAAGGAUUGUUGGAAUUUAAACGACAAUAUUACUUCUUACAUCAAAAAAUUUGCUGUUCCUGACAUAAUGUACAAGUACGGAAUAGUCCUCCAAAAUUACGAAAAAAACAGCGAAAUGGUCAACGAAUCCGUGUUUACUAUGAUGCACCACGUAAUUACUGAAGUCGAAAACACUACAUCACUCUUUCAGCCGAUCAUUUUGAAAACAUUUUUGAAAAUUUUCGAAAAUAAUGAUUUUCAGUACAAAAGGUGGUCUGAUUUGAUUGAAAAUGUUCUAAACAAGUUUCUAAAUAUACCACAAACAAAGAACUGUUCUGAAAACGCUCUUUGUGGAAUUCCGUGUAUCUACGAAUGAACUUCUAACUUUGAAUAUUGAAAUAAAAUUAAUUUACUCGAAACUACAGACAUAGCACAAAAAAAAUCAACAGAACUAGUUAUCUAAAUACAUGCGUUUGUCAUUUUUAAAAUUAUAUAAUAAAUGUGUGUUUAAUAUUUUAAUAUAAUAAUAUAUAUGGGUGUAUAUAGUAUAUAGGUACUGUAGUAUGUAAUAUAAUAGCUACCUAUAUAAGUGUUUAUGAGUAUGUCAAACAAUACAUAACUAUAACAUUUAGAUACAUUAGUAUAAUAUAAUAUUAUAAAUUAAUAAUCAAACUUAUCUUUCAAA
Molecule: messenger RNA, 2748 nt
Organism: Myzus persicae (green peach aphid)
Lineage: Eukaryota; Metazoa; Arthropoda; Insecta; Hemiptera; Aphididae
Product: protein timeless-like
Exons: 16
Coding region: 166-2439 (757 amino acids)
Biological process (GO): replication fork arrest; DNA repair; DNA replication checkpoint signaling
Cellular component (GO): replication fork protection complex
Molecular function (GO): DNA binding
Source: RefSeq, a predicted model, not a curated record